Molecule: messenger RNA, 966 nt
Organism: Juglans regia (Persian walnut)
Lineage: Eukaryota; Viridiplantae; Streptophyta; Magnoliopsida; Fagales; Juglandaceae
Product: G-type lectin S-receptor-like serine/threonine-protein kinase At2g19130
Exons: 2
Coding region: 130-945 (271 amino acids)
Biological process (GO): recognition of pollen
Source: RefSeq, a predicted model, not a curated record
AAUAAUUGUACAGUGCUUGACUCCACAAAUAUAGCAUUGCUCAAAGUUUUAUCGUACACUUGAUUAUUUCUAGCACCCUCAUUCUCAAGGCAUCUUUAUGUAACUACAAUUUGCGGUCCUAGUUGCUGCAUGUUAGUGAGGGAUAUGGGUAUUCAUGGUACCAGGCCAUUCCUCUUAUUUGUUCUGCUUCUACUGCUCAGAGCAUGCUUCUCCGUUAAUGCUGAUGAUACCUUUACGAAAGGUCAGCCGCCCCUUUCGGUGAUAAAUAACGACAGCAUAUCAUCUAAGAAUGGCAGAUUUGAACUCGGAUUCUUCGAACGAGAGGAUGGCAAUCUUGUUCUUCUUGGAGCUUCCUCCAAGAAACCAUUUUGGUCCACAAAUUUGCAGAAUCUUCCCUCAAAUUCAACUGAAGCAGCACUUCUUGAUGAUGGAAAUCUUGUUUUAAGAGAUAGAUCGGACCUUUCUACUAUAUUUUGGGAGAGUUUCGACUACCCAACUGAUACAUGGCUGCCAGGUGUAAAGCUUGGGAUCGAUAAAACUGGAAAAGAACCGAAGCAACUUAUUUCAUGGAAAAAUUCAGAAGAUCCAUCACCGGGUCUGUUCUCAUGUUCGAUGAGGAUAAACCCAAAUGGAAGCAGUGAAUAUAUCUUCGAAUGGAACAGGUCCCAAGUUUAUUGGAGUUCUGGAGUUUGGAAUGGAGAAUCUUUCGCCUUUAUUCCUGAGAUGAGGUUGAAUUAUGUAUUUAACAUCAGUUUUGUGUCAAAUGAAAAUGAAAGCUAUAUGAGUUAUAAUUCUUCUAUCAUGUCAAUAUGUUUUCUUGAUUCUACCGGACAAUUCAAGGCAAUUACAUGGCUGCCCGCGUCUGAGCCGUGGGUUCUAUGGGCUCAACCAAAAUCACUAUCUGAUGUCUAUGCUUUGUGUGGUUCAUUUGGCAUAUGUUAUUAAUUGAUAACAUAUAUUAUUUUA